Aphanomyces invadans is the source of this 2027-nucleotide messenger RNA. RefSeq lists its product as hypothetical. Bases 37 to 1725 code for a protein of 562 amino acids. The record is from RefSeq and is a predicted model, not a curated record. NCBI's taxonomy places the organism in Eukaryota, Oomycota, Saprolegniomycetes, Saprolegniales, Verrucalvaceae. Gene Ontology annotation, biological process: intracellular signal transduction; cyclic nucleotide biosynthetic process. The transcript is spliced from 2 exons.
UUUUUGUUGGUGCGAUCGAGGCAACGGGGUGGGAGGAUGAACGCCACCACCUCUCAGUCUGACAUCAUGACGUGGGAGACCAUGCAGAUGACAGUGUAUCUGUCGCUCACGUGCAUCUCCAUGACGGCUGCCGGCAUCACAAUCUUCACAGCGUUCGACACGAAGGACAUCCGACGAUCCGCAGUCCAAUACUGCACCUAUUCCGUCUUCUGCUGCGACUUCGUGUGGGCGUUCUUUCGAUGUCUCUUGUACACGUUGGGCAUGGUCCAGGGCGUGCUACCAACCUCCAACAAAGGGGACCGAAACGUUGCAAACUUGGACGAGACGACCAUGGUGUUCGAAGCAAUUCUGACCGCCGCGGGGGACCUCUGCAUAGUUGCCGCUGCGAUAUGGAUCGUCUUGUCCGCGUACGAAAUGCAACGGGUCGUAACCCACACCAUCACGCGACCAGAAGAGCGCGAACGCCAUACCGUGCUCUUUUACGACGUCAUGGUGUACGUGCCAUUGACAUUGCUCCUCUUGCUCUUUGGUCUGGGUCCCGUGGCCAAGAAGGACGAAGACCUCACGAGCUCGUAUCUCCGAGUGAGCUUGUACAUCGUUGUGUGGGCGCUCUUCCUCGCGGUGUUGUACCUUCCCUUUGCCAUGUACAAGAUCUAUUGCGUCCGAGUGAAUCGGUCUGGGUUCUUCGACCACACGUUGGAGCACAUUUAUCGCCGCGUGCGCAUUCUCCUCAUCGUGUACAGCAUCACGACGAUUCCCACAUCCAUUGCGAGUUUGGGCAGCGAAGUCGCGCAGCUCACGCAAAACUCGACCGACUUUCUCGGGCCAAACACGAGCACCAUCUUUUUCGUGUCCAACUGCGUGUUUUAUCUCACUGGGUUUUUCAAUGCCAUCAGUAUCGGCGGCAGCGUCCUCUGCUGCAUUCGAUGUCUUCGUCCCGUCAUGCCCAAGGAACUCCACGAAGACCUCAUGAACGGCGGCAUGCUACGCGCAUCCGACGCCAUGAUCACGUCCGACAACGUGCUGCUGCCUCCUGAAAAGCAGCCAGUGUUUGUAUGUACCGACAUCGAGAGCUCGACGUUGCUGUGGUCCCGGAUACCCAAGGCCAUGACUGAAGCGCAGUCUUUGCAUGAUGACUGCAUGCGCCAGCACUUGGCCACGUAUAACGGGUACGAGAUCACAACUGCAGGCGACGCCUUCCAGCUUGCCUUCCACACGGUUGCCGAAGCCAUUUCGUACUGCGUGACCGUGCAACUCAAGUUGCUCGAACUGCCGUGGCCAAAGGAGUUAGACAACUUUCGCGCUGCCAAAACCAUGACCGACAUGUUUGGUCGCACGUACUUUCGAGGGCUUCGCGUGCGCAUGGCCAUUCACUUGGGCGGCGGCGACUUGAUACACCAAAUCCACCCGACCACGGGCAAACGAACGUACGCGGGACUGCAUGAGCUCAUAGCCCGGGAGAUCGGCGACGUUGGCCUUGGCGGGCAACUUCUCAUCUCGGUCGUGACAAAGGAACGAUACCUGGAUGAGAUUCGAGAUGUGCCCAAGCAAAAGAAGGGGAAGCGUCGGCUGAAAGUCCAGUUCAAAGACUUUUUCUUCCGAGAAGCCCCGAGCUGCCACAUUGUCGACCUCGGCAUUGUCGAACCCAUGGCGGAAAUCGUGCCUUAUUUAUUGCGUCCUCGCUUUACCAGUGGACGCGCCGACCAGAUGCACCUUUUUGCAUGACGGCCGUCGAGGGCGUGGUCUUCGCGGCCGUAUUUAUCCAAACUCGACUCUGCUUUCUUUUGACCUCUGUCGAUACGAGCCCCAUGGCCACCGCAUUCAUGUCAUCUGCAUGAGAACGUUGCGCAGGAAAGGCCAACCGAGCCACAUCGAACACCCGUCUCCACAGGACGUGCACGGGCAACGGUAUCAAGUCUUGAGUGAGCGCAUGCUCGCGAUGGCAGUGGCGCCUCUCUCGAGGGAUAGCCCACCGCUAUUUGGAUGCGAAUUUUGCCCGUGUUGUCGUGACCUGAGCAUCCGGCCAG